AUGACCUCCUCCGACGACACUCGCUACAAGCUAGUCUUCUUCGCGCCUCCAGCAGCGCUCCCACCCAUCAAAGAUGCAGUGUUCGCCACUGGAGCUGGAAGUUAUCCUGGUCAGGGCGAUUACACAAAGGUUUGCUUCACCACCCCUGGCAUCGGGCAGUUUCUCCCAGGCGCAAAUGCGAAACCUGCGAUCGGAGAACCGGGCAAGGUGGAAGAAGUGGGAGAGGUCCGCUGUGAAACCAUCUGUGUUGGCCGAAAGGUGACGGAGGAUGCUGUCGCGGCGCUGAAGGCGGCUCAUCCGUACGAGACUGUCGCCUAUGAUGUGUACAAGCUGGAGGCAUUUUAG
This is a messenger RNA of Saxophila tyrrhenica, 345 nucleotides long. RefSeq lists its product as uncharacterized. The record is from RefSeq and is a predicted model, not a curated record. The transcript is spliced from 2 exons. The coding region runs from base 1 to 345 and encodes 114 amino acids. Lineage: Eukaryota; Fungi; Ascomycota; Dothideomycetes; Mycosphaerellales; Extremaceae.